CUUGUGAAAGCGCCGAUAAAAUGUCGUCCGGGCGAAAGUGUAACAACUGUGGAAGUGCCGACAUCGAGGUCGACAAUGCACGGGGCGAUGCGGUGUGUACGAACUGUGGAUCGGUGCUGGAAGACAACAUCAUCGUAUCGGAGAUCCAGUUCGAGGAGAAUGCUCACGGAGCGGCCAGUGCCGUCGGUCAGUUCGUAGCAUCCGAUUCACGCGGAGGUGCCACGGCGUACGGCAAGUUUCACGUCGCUACUGGGACGGAAUCGCGCGAGGUUACACUACGGAAAGCUCGCCAUGGUAUUACGCAUCUGUGCAGCCAGCUGCGAUUGAACAACCAUUGCAUCGAAACGGCCUGCAACUUUUUCAAGAUGGCCCUCAUCCGCAACCUGACCCGUGGUCGGCGCAAUACUCACAUCUAUGCGGCGUGUGUUUACAUUACGUGCCGGACGGAGGGAACGUCUCAUUUACUGAUCGACAUUAGCGAUGUACUGCAGAUUUGUUGCUAUGAGCUUGGAAGAACAUACCUCAAACUUUCCCAAUCGCUUUGUCUGAAUAUUCCAUCAAUCGAUCCAUGCAUCUACAUCAUGCGAUACGCCAACAAGCUCGAAUUUAAAGAGAAAACUCACGAAGUAUCAAUGACGGCACAGCGCUUAGUGCAGCGUAUGAAAAAGGAUUCCAUACACUCCGGCCGACGGCCGUCUGGGUUGUGCGGCGCAGCACUACUUCUAGCCGCCCGGAUGCAUGAUUUCAGCCGCACGCCGAACGACAUCGUGCGGAUCGUAAAGAUCCACGAGUCUACCCUGCGCAAACGGUUGUUUGAGUUCGGUGAAACACCGAGCAGUGCCCUAACUGUGGACGAAUUCAUGGCAGUCGAUCUCGAAGCCGAACAAGAUCCGCCCGCCUUUAAGGCGGCCCGCAAACGGGACAAAGAGCGUCUGCAGAAGCUGGAAGAACAGACGACCGAAUUUAAUCAGCUGCAGGCGGAAAUCGAUGCUGCACUUGAUCGUGAAAUGAUUUCACGUGCGGGCAAGAAGCGCAAGCUGAAGAAAUCGGAUUUUGACGAACUGCAGGAGACGGGACAAUUUAUCGAAGAGUCCACGAUGGACGUGAUAAGCGAGUGUUUGGUGGAGGAAAAAGCUGUAACUAAAGAGACGGUGGACAAAAAUAAACCAAUCAUACCGGAGGGUAUGCGGCCAGAUCUGAGAGCUAUUUGCGCAAACAAUGACACCGAUCGGUAUGGGGGAGAAACUUCCUUCGAGCAACAGGAUGAUGCGGGGAAUGGUGAACUGUUGACAGAAGAUUUGGAUGACGAUGAGAUCAAUGGGUACAUUAUGACGGAGGAGGAAGCACACACGAAAAACGUCCAGUGGGAGAAACUGAACGAAGAGUAUCUAAAGGAACUGAAGCUGAAGGAGGAACGGUUGGCCAAGGAGCGGGAGGAGUGUAAGCCGGAAAAGAAGAAGCGUCGUACGGUAAGGAAGAAGAUGAUUGGUCCAUCAUCGUCAGCUCGCGAAGCUAUUGAGAUGAUACUCCAGGAGAAGAAAAUAUCGAGCAAAAUCAAUUACGACAUACUGAAGACGCUCACCGAUGGUGAAGGACCCGGUGCUAGCGCGGUGGUAGCAGCACCCGUACAAAUGGUUGAUACUAAUGGGGACAUCAAGGAGGAAGUAGAGAAUAUUACCGAUCCACUAUCGUCUCCCGUGCUUGUAAAACAAGACAAAAUGUUGUCCACACCCGCAACGGCGACUUCCUCCGAUGCAGCUGGUCGUGGUAGCUUGAAACCAACGCCAAACUUUGGUGCUUCCUCAAGAAGGAAGCAUAUGGCGCAGGCAACACUGCCCGUCGUAUCUGCUGGUAUGGAUGAGGAUGAACCGACGAAAGAUGCGGAAGAUGGAACCACGAGUAAGGUGGCUCAAGAUAACAUCGAUGAUUAUGACGAUGAGGGUGAUGUAGAACCGGAACCAGAACCGGAACCGGAGCAUAAAUCACUAGCGGAUAUGCUGAACAAUGGGGAUGAUGAUGAUUAUUACGGUUACGAUGACGAUUACUAAAAAUGAACAGAG
Molecule: messenger RNA, 2060 nt
Organism: Anopheles maculipalpis
Lineage: Eukaryota; Metazoa; Arthropoda; Insecta; Diptera; Culicidae
Gene: Brf
Product: transcription factor IIIB 90 kDa subunit
Exons: 5
Coding region: 21-2048 (675 amino acids)
Biological process (GO): transcription preinitiation complex assembly; transcription by RNA polymerase III; DNA-templated transcription initiation
Cellular component (GO): transcription factor TFIIIB complex; transcription preinitiation complex; nucleus
Molecular function (GO): TBP-class protein binding; RNA polymerase III type 3 promoter sequence-specific DNA binding; RNA polymerase III general transcription initiation factor activity
Source: RefSeq, a predicted model, not a curated record